AUGAAUUGUGCUUCUCAUCCUAAUACGAAGGUACUAUGUUCUCAAUAUGGUUAUGACGUUGAAGGGAGGAGGAGAGAACUAUUGAUAGGUGAUAGAAGUAGAAGGAAUGCAAGGUCUCAAGUGAGAAAUGACUCGAAGACGCAAAUUCUUGAGACAAAGGAAAAAACCAAGGGAAAUGUAUCACUUAAGGAGAUCUUUGUGGAAACAAGAACAAGGAAACCCGGGCGCUUGUACAAGGAGUCAAAUGAAGACACAACUAGUAAAAUUGCUGAAAUGGAGGAAAUUGAAACACAACUAAGCGCAGAUGGUAGUCAGCUUGUUGAUGCAUACUCAGCCGUUAUGGGUCCAGAACAUCCGGGACGUCUAAGACUAUAUGGACGGGGGGUUACAAAGACUUCUUUGAAAGGAAAAGCUGGAACUUUUGAACCAACUUCAAAUGCCACAAAUGAUGUAGUGCAAGAAAUGCAAGAAAGGAUCCAAAAAAUGGAGGAACAAAUGGAGGAACAAAAGAGAACUAUGCGAGCAGAAGUUACUGCAGAAGUUACUGCAGACAUUACUUCAAAAGUAAUUGAAAAACUCCAACGUGCAGGAUUAAUUAGUCCAGACAUGCUAGCAGCAUUGUGUGCGCCUUCACCGGGAGAAGCUACGUCUGCCCCACAAGUAGAUAGCAACAAUUAA
This is a messenger RNA of Lycium ferocissimum, 678 nucleotides long. RefSeq lists its product as uncharacterized. NCBI's taxonomy places the organism in Eukaryota, Viridiplantae, Streptophyta, Magnoliopsida, Solanales, Solanaceae. The record is from RefSeq and is a predicted model, not a curated record. The transcript is spliced from 3 exons. The coding region runs from base 1 to 678 and encodes 225 amino acids.